UCCUUUUGAGGUAUGCCAAGUCAAAAGGUCACAAGCAGAGGGCAGGGGAGCAAUACAUGCGGUCACCCCCACCAGCACUGGUGGUGGAGCAAUCAGCAGCGCACAUGGAGUCGCUAGUAGCCAUGGGGUUUGACCGCGCAGCAGCAGAGGGGUUGCGCUCCGGAGAGCACGACCUGCUUCACUCACUCUCCUCUCCCGCCCCCGCCUCUACACCCCCACCCUCCCAUGCCAGCCCCCCCCACCAGCUCCGGUGGUGGAGCCAUCAGCAGCGCACAUAG
Molecule: messenger RNA, 278 nt
Organism: Closterium sp. Yama58-4
Lineage: Eukaryota; Viridiplantae; Streptophyta; Zygnematophyceae; Desmidiales; Closteriaceae
Source: the annotation of a GenBank genome assembly